Messenger RNA from Nelumbo nucifera (sacred lotus), 2075 nucleotides. It is a transcript of the gene FES1C, whose product is annotated as Fes1C. The record is from RefSeq and is a predicted model, not a curated record. NCBI's taxonomy places the organism in Eukaryota, Viridiplantae, Streptophyta, Magnoliopsida, Proteales, Nelumbonaceae. Gene Ontology annotation, molecular function: adenyl-nucleotide exchange factor activity; protein binding. Gene Ontology annotation, cellular component: endoplasmic reticulum.
CAGGCCCUAAGAGAAGAACCGAGCUUUGGUCUGGAAAACAAGAUGAGAGGUGUUGAAGAUAGAACUGUAGAUGCAAUAGCCAUGUCUCAUCUGCCACUGCUACUGCUACUGCUACUUCUUCCUCUGAGAGAGUAAUUUUGCUUUGCGCCUGGUUGUCCAACACCGAAAUGCGGGUCCAGGUUGGUUAAGUGAUUUUGGCCCACUGUACUGGUCCAGGCCCACCCUGCAGUCCGCAAUUUUAGCCCGCUGUACUGAAGCACAAGUUGGGCUGGACUGAAUAUGAGUUGGGCCAGCCAAGUUGCAAAAUAGAUAUGGGACACGUGACGUGGACGGUGGAACCGUGGAACACCGAGUCUCGCCGCUGACCAUCGAUUCAAGUUCAACUAUACCAGAUCUUUCCUGAGUUCUCUCGGACGCGGAGUCCUUCCGUUCCGCUACAAAAUCAAACGCCUUCAUCAUUCUAUUCUUCCAGAAGGAUCGUAAGAUCGAGGGAUUUAUUCUUCUAUAAAUACGGACUCUGUUUAUUUGAUCUGAAGAUUUUCCUUCGUUCCAAAUCUUCCGAGUGACACACAAUUCCAAAUCUUCCUUAUCUGUCUGACUGUCUCUCUUUCUAGGGUUUGUUUUCGUAGCAAUGGCCAAAGAAGGACCGACUUGGGAAGGCUUGCUGAAGUGGAGUCUCGCCUCUGAUGGAACUCGUCCCCCACGCAAUUUGAGCGAGGAAGACCGAAAAUGGUUUAUGGAAGCUAUGCAGUCACAGACCAUUGAUAUUAUUAAACGAAUGAAAGAGAUAACUCUUGUAAUGCAAAUUCCCGAGCAAGUCUUGGAGUCUGAAGGUGUUGCUGCAGUAGACAUAGAAGAUAUGUUAGAUGAACUGCAAGAGCAUGUUGAAUCCAUUGACAUGGCUAAUGAUCUUCAUUCAAUAGGUGGUUUAGUACCUCUUCUAGGUUACUUGAAAAACUCCCAUGCUGGCAUCCAAGCAAAGGCUGCAGAGGUUGUAACCACCCUUGUUCAGAACAACCCCAGGAGUCAGCAACUUGUAAUGGAGGCAAAUGGUCUGGAACCUCUCCUCCAUAAUUUCACGUCAGAUUCUGACAUAACUGUUCGGACCAAAGCACUUGGUGCAAUAUCAUCUCUUAUACGACACAAUAAACCUGGGAUUUCUGCAUUUCGUCUAGCAAAUGGUUAUGCAGAACUGAGGGAGGCAUUGGGAUCAGAAAAUGUCAGAUUUCAACGGAAGGCACUCAACCUGAUCCAGUACCUUCUACACGAAAAUAGUUCUGAUUGCAGCGUGGUUACAGAAUUAGGAUUUCCCCGCCUGAUGAUACACUUAGCAUCAAGUGGUCAUCCAGAUGUACGAGAAGCUGCACUUAGGGGCCUUCUGGAACUUGUCCAAGACAGAAAAGGUGAAAGCAGAAGCGUUUUGACCGAACAUGGUGAGAAGCUAAAGCAAAUUCUCCAGGAUUGGAUAAAAGGUAUCAUCUUCAUGGCCUCCGAUAUCGCUGGGGGCGCCAGGGAGGAAAUGCAGCUUGCUGACUCCCUGUGGAACGCCUGUUAUAAUGAGCCAUCUCCUCUCCGAGAGAAAGGUUUACUUGUUCUGCCGGGAGAAGAUGCACCCCCACCUGAUGUUGCCAGCAAGUUUUUUGAACCUCCGCUGAGAGCCUGCGCUGCUGAUAGAGACCCAACCAGCAAAAAGAAAGAACCUUUGCUAUUGAGGGCGGGUCCGAGCACAGGUGGUGAUGCAAGUACUGAUACCUAAAAAUGGGGAAAGCAAAUUCAAGAAAUUAGAGCUACAAAUGGUAUGUAUCCGUUUUGUCCAAAUUCAAAUUGGAAUCCAUUUUGAUUAUGGCGAUCCCAAUUUGAUCCCGUUUAAUUGGAUCAAUAUAGAUCUUAGACAAUCCGAUUGAGGCGAUUGAUCUGAUAAUUUUCAAAUGUAUAAGUUUGUAAUAGUUGGCUUGUUUACUGAAGAGCCAUGGAUUUUAGUCAGGAGAAGUUAUUUUGAAGUCACGAAUAUGCUAUACAAUGUUAAAUUAUUAUUAUUUUUUUCAUUCUAUGCAAUAUUUUAUGUCCUUUUCAGU